Strigops habroptila (Kakapo) is the source of this 3396-nucleotide messenger RNA. It is a transcript of the gene RAB27A, whose product is annotated as RAB27A, member RAS oncogene family. The transcript has 7 exons. NCBI's taxonomy places the organism in Eukaryota, Metazoa, Chordata, Aves, Psittaciformes, Psittacidae. Gene Ontology annotation, biological process: melanosome transport; positive regulation of exocytosis. Gene Ontology annotation, cellular component: secretory granule; melanosome. Gene Ontology annotation, molecular function: GTP binding; GTPase activity. Bases 173 to 838 code for a protein of 221 amino acids. The record is from RefSeq and is a predicted model, not a curated record.
UGGUCUCCCGGCCUCCAGAGUCUGCUUGCUGAGAGGGUUCAGGAGGUCUCUUCAGCUUGAGUUGCAGUGCUUGGGCUAAAGUAACGCUUUGAUGAUCUUGGAUCUAAAGAAAGCUAAAUCCAUCAGAAAGACGUCUUGUUUUUCCUAGCUCUGUGUGUCCUGAAUUCUCACUAUGUCUGAUGGGGACUACGAUUACCUCAUAAAAUUUUUAGCACUCGGUGAUUCUGGAGUAGGAAAGACCAGCCUUCUUUACCAAUAUACAGAUGGCAAAUUCAAUUCCAAAUUUAUCACAACGGUGGGCAUUGACUUUCGGGAAAAGAGAGUGGUGUAUAGACCCAAUGGGCCAGAUGGCAUUGGUGGCAGAGGACAGAGGAUACAUCUUCAGCUCUGGGAUACUGCAGGGCAGGAAAGGUUUCGUAGCCUGACAACGGCUUUCUUCAGAGAUGCCAUGGGAUUUCUUUUACUCUUUGAUCUGACAAAUGAGCAAAGCUUUCUGAAUGUCAGGAACUGGAUAAGUCAGCUACAAAUGCAUGCAUAUUGUGAAAACCCUGACAUUGUAUUAUGUGGAAACAAGAGUGAUCUGGAAGACCAAAGAAUGGUGAAAGAAGAAGAAGCGAAGGAACUUGCAGAAAAAUAUGGAAUACCGUAUUUUGAAACCAGUGCAGCUAAUGGGAAUAAUGUAAGCAAAGCCAUUGAAACUCUGCUAGACCUCAUCAUGAAGCGCAUGGAACGGUGUGUGGAUAAAUCCUGGAUCCCAGAAGGGGUAGUGCGCUCCAAUGGGCACAGCUCUACAGAACAACUGAAUGAGGAGCAAGAAAAAAGCAGAUGUGGCUGUUAACUCAGUUACAAUUAAGUUUAAUGUAUAUCAUAAAGUAUAGUACAGUUGCAGCUUAACUGUUUAACUUAUGGGCAAAUCACACUGUAGUUAUUUAAUGAGCUAUGUUAAUCCUUGAUAUUAAUAUUUGGUUUUUUCCUCUCGACCAACAUUGAUCUUUGCUUGCAGUUUAUUAGUGAUGGGACAGAUGUUUAAUUAGGUGUAGCACUGGAUAUUCCUCUAAUUCUGUACUUUGGAGAGAAGGAGAGGAAUUUUCAUUACCAAUUACAGAAACAUCUUUCUGUAUGGGCGGUGAGAAAGGGUAGGCUUCUGAAUUGAAGGAUUUUCAGUUGCCUUUUGAAGGCUCCAUUAACUACACGCAUGAGGCAUUUAGACUAGAUAUUGUGACAGCUCUUAGUCUCUACUAACAGCAAGCUUACCAACAUGGUUCAUGGUUUUGAACAGAAACGUUUAAUCAUUUCAUCAACCAGUAACAAUCUGAAAGAGCAAAUCCUGUGUUUUCCACAAAAUCCUGCAAGUAGCUUUUCCUGCUCUCUCAAACCAUUGGUUUUUAGUGAUGAAAACCAAAAGAAAGCUAUUCUAUAUUGAAUAAAAAUUACAGAGAAGCACAGAGGUGCAUAUGUAGAGCACUUUGGGUAUGUCAUGAAAUUGAACAUGUAAACUACAACUGUACUAUAUAACAUAUAUCCAGCACAGACUAUGAGGCCUCCUGACAUCAUUUGAAUUUCUAGAACAUGCAUAUCCAUAUGUCUGUAUAUAAAAGGCGUAAUGGUACAGCUGUUGUUACGUUUCUUUUAUGUUACCACUCAUGUUUUAACAGGAGUGUAGGGCAACCUAGAUGUCAGCAAACUUUCAUCAGAGCUGCUGCGUUGCACUGAAUUUGUUUUACCAAACACCGAUUUAGAAAGUUUCUUCAAAUUUGGAUUGAAAAAAGAAUGAUGAUUGUCUUCUGGUGAGAUGCAGCUAAGGCACCAGUUCUGUCUAGAUCAGUAUUUCUAUAAAUUUAUAAUGCUCAUUCUGCCAACCUUUCUGUCCUGUACUUCAUGCUUAUCAUAUAUUCAUUUAUGGCUUGUUCAUUUCCUUUAGGUUGUAUUUAAAGAAUAGACACAAUUUUCUCCUCCCUUCCCCCCACCCCCCAAAUCACAUAAAUGUCAGUUUUGGUUUCAGUGGAUCAUGUUACUCUUUGAUCAUUUUAUUUAUUCGUACAACUAAGGAACAAUCAGUAUUUUUGGGGUCUUUUUUCCAGACUGAUAUAUAAGAUGUGCCUACCAAACUGUUUUCUACCCUGGCAGAGGUUGUAUAACUGUAAAGUAUUGCCAAUUAUUGCCAAUUAAAGUCACAAUAUGCCAAAUUGGGUCUUGUUGCAGACUUGCCUCAGCAGCCUGUUUACAGAACUCCGAAGCUAUUACUUCUUUGGAAAUUGCGUAUUUAUUUAUUUAAAUAGUGUAACUACUGCAGUUUCAGGCCAGCAUUGAUACCAGUUGUGAACAUGAACUGCAGCACAACAAGUUUUUUGAAGGACCAAAAAUGUUUCUAGAUUAGGAGCUAAUAAAAUAUAUUUUUUUUUUUUAAUGUAGCCUCUGGUUAUAUUAAUAAUACAAGAAUAAGUGUUAAAUCUUGGUUCUUAAAAUAUUUUACAUUGCAUUGUUCUCUAACAAACACAGCAUGUAAAUACUAGAUUUUUAUCACAGCCUACACAGAAUAUUUUAUAAGUGCAAUAUAAUUUGACUGCUCUGAGGCUAGGACAGAGAUUAAACCAAUUUAUACUGAAUAAAUGCAGGUGUGGGGUUUGUUUGGGGUUUUUUAUACAACACCAAGAUUCUAAAAUGCUUGUGGACCGGAGUUACUGUCAUUUAAUUCAGAGUGCCUUGUGAAGUUACCAUCAUGUUUCUUACCAGUAGAAUAUCAAACGCUGCUGUAGGACACAAUAUAUUUCAAUGUACUUGUGUGUCUGAAUUUCUUCUAAUGUAACUCUUUGCUUUUCAGAGGGUUGCAGUGCAACUUUGUCAUGCAUUAAUGGGAGUUUUUGUGCUUAUAGCUCCGUCCAGUUCCUGAAAAUAUUAAGGAUUAUUACAACCGACUACUGAGCUAAGUGACUACUGAAAUGGUGUAAAAAUAUUUCCUUUUGAAUACUUAUAUUUAGAUUGGAUAUUAAAUACUGAAACUGUAAUAUUUUUGUCAUGCAUAUUUUAUGUAACUAUUUACUGUAUAAAGACAGUCUACAUAAAAUUGAUUUGAUGUCAGCCUUUGAAAUGUGCCAUAAGAUUUAUCUGUUUGAAUUAUUCUGUGAUAAAACUUUUGUUCCCUUUUUAACUCUCAUGAGAGAUCAUGGUAGGUGUUCCUUAACAGUGAGUUACACUAUUCUUACUAGCCUAGCCCUGGCUUUACAAAACAAACAAGAUUUCUCAUGUGAUGAAAACCUGUUAUUUCUAGAAGAGUUGUCUCUAUCCAGCGUCAGACAAAAAUGGUGAUCUAUAAUGGAACAAAGUUUUGGAAAUUAUUCCCAUUAUGAUGCGUUGUCCCAAGAUUUCUUAUAUCUUAUAAAAUAGUUAAACAUUCUU